AUGGUCCCAUGGAUAUUUUUUCUAUUACUCGUCGCUGUCGAUGCGGAUCACUUCUACAAAGGUUACAAAUUGGUGGAAGUCUCAGCACGAAAUCGACGAGAUUUGGCCGCGCUGAGCAAGCUGUAUACCGAGCAUAACGUUGACUUCAUACGAAAAGCUCGGCAAACCGGCCAAAAAGCUGUUCUGCUACUCUCCCCGCCAGAGGUCGACCAGGUCCUCCAUCGUUUGAACGCUACUGGCUCAGCGUUUCGGGUUUCAGAGGCGCGCUUCACGGCAGAGCCUGCAUCAUCUCGUCAACGGCGCUCUAUCGCAUCGGCGCCUCUGCAAAAUGGGGAGAAGAAGCGAGCAUUUGCCCUCGAUGACUACCACGAUUAUGAUGAGCAAGUAGACUUCAUCACCGAUGUUGCGACAGCUCAUCCGGACUUUGUGAAGCUCGACGUCAUGGGACAAAGUUGGGCUCGACGCGAUAUCAAAUACUUGACGAUAGGAUACCCAGCGGCUUCUCAAAAACCGGCAUUCUUCAUCGAUGCCGGUAUACAUGCGAGGGAAUGGAUUGCCCCUGCAACUGCGCUGUGGAUAAUUAACGAGUUGACGAAUUCGACCAAAUACAAGGCGCUUCUCCAACAAAUUGAUAUCAUCAUAGUUCCGAAUCUGAAUCCUGACGGUUAUACCUUUACUCGACGAGGAGCCAGAAUGUGGCGAAAAAACUUAACACCCCAAUCGACCGGCUGCUACGGUGUUGACUUGAAUCGCAACUUUCCCUAUUAUUUCGGGUAUUCUGGGGUUGAAAAUAACCAGUGCAGUGAAAUCUGGCCUGGCCCUAACGCUGCAUCCGAGCCAGAGACGAAAACAUUGAAGAGUUAUCUGGAUCAAAAUAAGGACCGGAUAAAGGCCUAUGUGACCCUUCACAGUUAUGGACAGAACUGGGUAUACCCAUGGGGAUAUGCCAGUCAUACCUAUCCCGCUGAUGUUCAGGAUUUGAUUGAUUUGGGAAAUGCAGCUAGCGCCGCGAUAGCAAAAGUUCGCGGGACGAAGUACAACGUUGAGAACUCAGCUGACGGCAUGUACCCGGCAGCAGGGGCUUCUGACGAUUACGCCAAGAGUAUUGGGAUCAAAUACGUCUACACAGUGGAACUGCCCCCAGGAGACAAUGAUUCUCAAUAUGAUUUCAUUCUACCGACGUGUCGAAUCAUCCCUUCCGCGUCAGAAGUUUUUCAAGGACUACUUGUUGUUGCGGAAAAGGUUGCUUGUCUC
Molecule: messenger RNA, 1254 nt
Organism: Mesorhabditis spiculigera
Lineage: Eukaryota; Metazoa; Nematoda; Chromadorea; Rhabditida; Rhabditidae
Source: the annotation of a GenBank genome assembly